This is a messenger RNA of Penicillium subrubescens, 1128 nucleotides long. RefSeq lists its product as uncharacterized. Lineage: Eukaryota; Fungi; Ascomycota; Eurotiomycetes; Eurotiales; Aspergillaceae. The record is from RefSeq and is a predicted model, not a curated record. The transcript has 5 exons. Bases 1 to 1128 code for a protein of 375 amino acids.
AUGGGCUCAACAAUGCACCUGGCCGGUCCAAGUCUGGCGAUUUUCACAGUCUCUAUCGUGAUGAUGGUCGUUUCUAUCGUGGCCGUUUCGCUCAGGACCUUUGUGCGACUUUACAUCGUUCGAGCCUUUGGCUGGGAUGAUGCCAUCAUGCUGGCAGCGCUGGUAUUAUUUGUGGUGUUUGACGUGUGCUGCUUCAUCGGGGCAAUGAAUGGGCUUGGCCGAAGUCGCACCGAUUUCACAAGUUAUGAGGGCUAUAGAACGGCUCUUCUGUAUUGGUGGCUAUGUCAGAUUUUCUACACCUGGUCAUCCGCACUAGCCAAAAUAUCUAUCGCCGUCGCCCUCCUUCGAUUAACAGUCAAGAGAAUUCACCGCAUCAUAAUCUGGAGCAUCAUCGCUCUAACAAUCGCCGUCAGUCUUAUGUUUUGGCUGGUUAUGCUUCUUGAUUGCCAUCCGAUUUCCUACUUUUGGGACUAUGCGGACCCUUCAAAAUCAGGCACCUGCAUGUCCACCACUAGUUUGGUCAAAGUUGCAUAUAUUUACAGCUGCUUGACGAUUGUGUGCGAUUUGACGCUUGGCUUACUACCUAUUUUCCUCGUCUGGAAGCUACAGAUGAGCCACCGGACGAAGAUUGCAGUUGGAGGAAUUCUCAGCAUGGGCGCGAUUGCGAGUGUUGCGGUCAUUGUGCGAAUCCCGUACCUCCACUUCUAUGCCGAUACCAAUUUUCUCCAUUCUACAUUCCAAAUAGCCAUCUGGUCGGUCGUAGAAACGGGUCUCGGAAUCACGGCUAGUAGCCUAUUCACUCUCCGUCCUCUCUUCCGCUGGCUUCUCGAUGAAAAGCUAUCAUAUGGUCGAAACUCACGCAGUGCUGGAAGAGGAUAUAACAAAUACCCGCUCUCAAGUCUUAACAAUGAUGGUUUGAGGGUUUCUCCAGGAAUUCGGUCUACGAACAAUCGGUCUGGGGGAGAAAACAGGGUGACCAAUACUGUCACGAUUCCGCCAUCGUGCGAUUUCAUCACUGCUAAUAGCAGCGAGGAGGCUUUGUACCCCGAUACAAGCCCCGUAAGCUCGAGAAACUAUGUCACGGUGCAAAGGACCUUUGUACAGACUAUUUCAGAAAGACCAAAAUAG